GUAACUUUGUGAGAACCAUUUUGCAGCCCGCCAUAAGUUUACUGGAGGGAAAAGCUGCUGCUGGGAUUCCAGAAGGGGCAGGGCAUGUUUCCCAGUGUUCUGCAGAAGGAGCUGGAUUAGAAGGUUCUCUUACAAACCUCACAGCUGUUGAAGAUGCUUCCAGAGGCUGGCCAGCCAUCGCUCGCCAAACAAAGGAUAUGGAAACACCACAGCAGGGAGAAGACUCAGAAUUUUCCUUUCUAAUAGUAAAUGAUAAAGAAGGUGACAAGCAACUUUUUGUGGAUCUAGGAGUUUAUACAAAGAAUAGAAAUUUCCGGAUGUAUAAAUCAUCAAAAGCAGGAAAAAAUGUGAUUCUGAAGAUAGCAGAGGAUAAUAAGUUUGUCCCUAACUGUGAAAAGAACAUUUCCUUGGAAGAAGCGUAUUUUCUUUCCUCCUUGAUCUGCAACAUUAGAGUGAAGGAUGACACAAAAGUUCUGUCAUCUGGCUGUUCAGAGGAGGAGACAAAAACACCUGCUUUUCUAAGCAGUAAAACUACCAGAAGCAACAGAGAUUCCAUGGAAGGUUAUCAGCAUUCACCCUAUCCAGAAAUUGAUUGUUUUGUUCGUUCUUUGGUUAAUAAAGAUGGGGUACAAGGAGGGAUACGGCGAUGGAAGUACUUCUCUCUGGAGGAAAUACUUGUAUAUGAUAUUUCUGGUUACCGCUGGUGUGAAAACAUUGGGAGAGCUCACAGAAGUAACAACAUAAUGAUUCUGGUAGAUCUAAAGAAGGAAGUCUGGUAUCAAAAGUGUCACGAUCCAGUCUGCAGAGAAAGCAAUUUCAAAUCACAAAGCUUUCCAUUGCCACCUAGGAUAUGUCUCCCAUCUGUUUUCAAAGAGGAUGAAGAGUGCACAGUAAUGGAUGAAAGGAAGAGCAUGGAAGAAAAAGCAAAGCCAACCUCCAACACAUCAGGCCUGUCAGACAGCUCAGUACCUCCAGAAAAAAGCUUCUCUCAGGAGUUCCUGUUGUCAGACAGCGAGUGGGACAAUGCGAGCGAUGAUGCCCGUUUCCUAGAAGCGACUGAAGAUGUGGAACUGGCAGAAGCUGCAGAUGACAGUCUGAAUUAUGCCAUGGAAGAAAUUCCUGAUGAAGUUCUUUUGGAAGUUUUAAGGAAACAGGACGCUUGCCAUAAAGGCGACAGUUAA
This is a messenger RNA of Merops nubicus (carmine bee-eater), 1181 nucleotides long. Its product is annotated as DNA-directed primase/polymerase protein-like. Gene Ontology annotation, biological process: response to UV; error-prone translesion synthesis; mitochondrial DNA replication. Gene Ontology annotation, molecular function: chromatin binding; DNA-directed DNA polymerase activity. The transcript is spliced from 8 exons. The record is from RefSeq and is a predicted model, not a curated record. NCBI's taxonomy places the organism in Eukaryota, Metazoa, Chordata, Aves, Coraciiformes, Meropidae. Gene Ontology annotation, cellular component: nucleus; mitochondrial matrix. The annotation marks the transcript as partial.